Branchiostoma belcheri (Belcher's lancelet) is the source of this 1706-nucleotide messenger RNA. RefSeq names its product solute carrier family 25 member 43-like. Gene Ontology annotation, cellular component: mitochondrial inner membrane. The transcript is spliced from 5 exons. NCBI's taxonomy places the organism in Eukaryota, Metazoa, Chordata, Leptocardii, Amphioxiformes, Branchiostomatidae. Gene Ontology annotation, biological process: transmembrane transport. The record is from RefSeq and is a predicted model, not a curated record. Bases 135 to 1211 code for a protein of 358 amino acids.
CUAUGACGUCAUCUACGUCAUGUGGACUGGGUCAAAGUUCAGAUCAACGCAAUGUUUGGCUGUUUGGCUACGCACGGAAGAAGAAGGGCGCCCAAAAUGGCAGAAAAAUGAGGCUAACUGUCGCUUGACGGACCAUGGGAAGCAGGAAAGAUCACCGACUGACGUUUCUACAGAGCUUUGUGUGCGGGGGGACGGCAGGGGUGACCAGUAGGACUCUUACGUCGCCUCUGGACGUCGUCAAGAUUUUGUCCCAGGUCGGAACCAAAGACACCCAAGAGGGAUUCCUCAGAGCCUUUUCUAACUUGUACAAAAAUGAAGGACUCCGAGCCUUUUGGAAGGGCAACUUUCUUGGCUGCCUGCGGCUGUUUCCCUACACGGCCAUACAGUUCAGCGCUUACACCAAGUUCAGACAGCUGUUUGUGGAUGACAUGGGGUACCUGAGUGCAGGUGGUGCCCUGAUGGCAGGUAGUCUGGGUGGGAUCACUGCCACCUGUAUCAUGUACCCUACAGACAUGGUGAAGACUCGCCUGACAGCACAGCACACAAAGAGGAGCAAAGCCCACUACAGGGGCAUCAUCCACACCUUUAGAGUGGUGUACAGGACAGAGGGGAUCACUGCAUUCUUCAGAGGAAUGUCCACAUCUGUCAUAGGAGUGGUGCCAUUUGCAGGAGGCACCUUCAUGGCGUAUGAGCUGCUGGAUCGAGCCUGGAGCGUCCCCUCCUCACACCUGACUCCGCUAGCUAACUUCAUCAAUGGCUGCAUCGCUGCUGCUUUUGCACAAACCUUUUCAUAUCCGUUUGACACCAUCAGGAAAAAGUUACAGGCCUACAGCACAGUGCUACCCAACAGAGGAGGGGUAGAUGUGGAGUUUACAGGGAUGGUGGAUGCCUUCAUUCAGACGUAUAAACAUGGGGGGAUGCAGGGUCUAUGGAGAGGCACCACAGCCAACCUCAUGAAGGUUGUGCCAUAUGCGGGUGUGAUGUUCAUGUCCUUCGAGGCGUGUAAGCGGGCUUUCCUGUACAGUAACGGUUUCACGGUCUCACCCUGGAGCGACGUGCCCAAACCUGGGAUCGACCAAACCCUGACGCCAGGAGAGCUGAGAGAGUGGCACAGGAACCAGAGAGUCAUCAAACGACGUGUCAACUCUCCUAGCACCAGGCCGGGUUGCGCAAUCUCUCACUGUCAGGAGCUGAUUGGGCCUCCUCCCUGAGAGCUUGUGGCCAGACACCUCUAACUCUUGAGAACCAUUCCCAUUCCCAGAACUACCUAUAACAAAUCAGAGUUAUUUAUCAGUCCAAUAAGAGCUCAGGAUCCAUUGUCACUAUGGAAGCCGGUCAUCACAGCCUCCAACACCAUAAUAACAGAAAGUUCUCAGUCAAACAAUGAUUGAUCCAUGUUAUCUAGCAGAUAUGAAUAAGUCAGCAGGAUUAAUAUACUCUGUAUUCUCCUGAGAAAGAGGUGUUGGCCCAACCAGUGGAAGGACUGCUAGAAGUGUGAUGUAGAAGGGGAGUUUCCUCCAGAAAUGAAGGAAAACUACUUAGAAUUGCCCCUGUCAUCCCUCAGGGUUUGCUUCUCCAUGGUAGGGAUAAUUGUGAAAUAUUUAUUGUUUUUGUAUUUUAGAAAAUCAGUGUUGCAGAAGACACUAUAAUAUCUGAUGUACAGUAGCACUAAUGGUCUGGCUAUUAAACCAUUUUUAAGAAGUGAA